CGCCAGCCUACACAACAAUCACUUUGCGAGUCUGGACAACAACAAGCGACUCUUCGUCCUAGGCGAAAUGGUCCUUGGAAGCCAACUUUGCAGCGCAUGGUUCAAGUAUCGCGGGCCGCAUGGCAAAGAAGCCAGCUUGUUGUUGGUAGGAUACGUUGCUCAACAAGACAGGCAGGCCGUGUCUUGUCUCCAGCACAAUGGACCCAGUUGCGCAAUGACAUCAUCUCCACCAAUGCCCUCGCUCAGCGAGGCUACAGCGCUGGAAUCGACCAGCUCAUCCUCAGGGCCGAUGGCACGUCUCUGCCAUCUCCAAAAAAUGGUCGCCACAGCCCUCGGACCCAUCAUCGGAGCAGUCCACGAGGACGCCGGUGACGAGGCCGUUCACACUAUCAUGCAGCGUCUCGGUUUCUUCGACCACGUCUUGCUCUCGGCAACGUUGCAAUUCCUUCACUUCCAAACUUGAAUAGGGGCAGCGACCCUCUGCACACUAAUGCGCACACAUCUAGAUCCUAUCAUGGCUGUCUCCAGGCUCUGCUAUUCAAUGCAGCAUCAAGUCUUCUUAAUGAAAACUAGGCGCCUGGUUCUACUCUUCCCUGCGCCUGAAUCGAUCGACGACGUUUUGGGCGCAGUGGGGAUGUCUUUUCAGGGCGCCUUUUCUUCGCUAGGCAGACUUGGAAUUGCUUUGCGCAGUAGAACUUGAAUGGAGCCGUGCCCCAUUGGAUUAUGGGCCGGCGCCUUUCGACAUUCCCGACAUUGUCUUUCGUAUGGCUUCUAAUUGGCAACUAGGAAGGGGCGUAAUCACGUGCUUG
Messenger RNA from Exserohilum turcica Et28A, 809 nucleotides. RefSeq lists its product as uncharacterized. The coding region runs from base 68 to 463 and encodes 131 amino acids. Lineage: Eukaryota; Fungi; Ascomycota; Dothideomycetes; Pleosporales; Pleosporaceae. The transcript has a single exon. The record is from RefSeq and is a predicted model, not a curated record.